AUGUCGGCCAAAGUCCAGGAACACAUCAAGCCCGAGUCCGAGCCUCGCGCCUCUUCUUCGAGCGGCACGUGGCCUUCCAAGGAUGACGACGGUGCUGUUGACAAGUCUGCUUCUGUUCACGGUCCCAGCUCGCUAGCCAAGAAGGAUCGAGUUAGUGCAGUUCGCGAUGCGGAUGCUUCGAGCGCGCACGAAGGCCAACAGGCAGGUGUGAGCCGUAUCGAGGCGCUCUACCGAGUCUUCCCUCGUAACCACCCUGUGGUCUGGUGUCUUUAUGCGAGUCUGGCUGCGGUGACCAUUUGCUUCUCCCUGGACCAGUCUACUACCGCCGCAUACCAGUUGUACGCUAGCAACACGCUCGGUAACCACGGCUCGCUGUUCGGCAUCAUCGCAACGGUCGAGUCCAUCAUCAACGCUGUAUCCAAGCCGUUCAUCGCCAAGAUCUGCGACAUUUUCUCGCGACAAACCGCGUAUUUCAUGAUCGCCAUCUUCUAUACGGUCGGAUUUGUUAUCUGUGCUGCAUCGCAGACUCCGGCCGCCUUCGCUGUUGGACGAAUCAUCACCGAGGUUGGCCAGGCAGGUUUCGAUCUGGUGACCGACAUUGUCGUUGCUGAUCUGAGUCCACUGCAAUGGCGAGGUGUGGCCACCGCCUUGACUUCGUUCCCCUUCAUCUUCCUCCCCUACUGCGGCAGCAACAUUCAGGCGCGUCUCGCGCCACCCGGUUACCCUGAAGGUUGGCGAUGGGGCUAUGGCAUGUUUGCCAUCAUGGCGCCUGUCUGCGUUACUCCCAUUAUUUUCGUGCUCACGUACUCGGAUCGCAAAGCACGCAAGGCCGGUGAGCUCUCCUUCGCUUCCAGCCGUAUCGAAACGCAGCGCGCACAGGAGCAAGGAACUCUGCAGGUGAAACGAGACCCGCUCAAGGCCCGAUUCGCCAAUCUGAUCCAGCUUUGCAGGGAGAUGGAUUUCAUUGGCCUGUUCCUUUUGGCAAUGUCAUUUGCUCUGAUCCUGGUGCCCUUCAGUAUCUACAAGACAGCGGACAAGCAGUGGCGCAACCCUUCGAUCAUUGCCAUGUUUAUCUGUGGCGGUAUCAUCCUGGGUAUGUUCAUUGCCUGGGAGGUGCUCUAUGCCAGCCAUCCGGUAAUGAACAAGCGAGUGUGGUACAAUCGCACUUUCCUGCUCGCCGUCACCAUCGACAUUUUCUACUUCAUGGGUGGCAACCUUCGAUCGGUCUACUACGGCACAUAUGUGAACAUGGGAACCAAUCUGUCCAACACCAAUUGGGGCUAUGUUGCCAGUGCUCUCCCGACGUCUGCACUGUCUCUGUUCGGACUUGUUGCUGGCCUGUACCUGCGUUUUUUCCACCGCUACAAGAUGCUCCAGAUCUUCGGUCUAGUGAUUCGAAUUGUCGCCAUGGGUCUGUAUCUGUACGGGCGAGACGGCAACCUCACCACCAUGGUGGUUGUAUGGGCGCAAAUCCUCAACUCGCUCGGCGGUGCUUGUUCGGUUGUGGGCACACGAGUGGCCUCGCAAGCGUCAGUGCCGCAUCAGGACCUCGCCUCGAUCAUUGCCCAGCUGGGCUUGUGGACGCGUCUUGGCGGUGCUAUCGGAUCCGCGAUUUCAGCAGGCAUCUGGACAGGCACGUUGGAUGAUAACCUGGCUCGAACGGAUCUGACGCCUGCCCAGCAAAAGUCGGUUUACGCUAAGCCCGGCAAUGCCAGGAACACAUUCAAGUGGGGAACACCUCUUCGCAACCAGAUCAUCAAUGCGGCGAGCAAGACGAUGAAGCCCAUCUUGAUCACUUCGCUGGCUCUCGCCUUCAUUCCUCUCUUUGCAGGUCUAGUUAUGCCAAACUACUACCUUGGCAAGACGCAGAACGCGGUGGAUGGCACCGACAACUCGGGCCGAGUCAUCGAGUCGGCGGAGGAUAACCCCAACGCCAAAAUCAACAAACAAAAGAGCAUCUUUGCUCGUUUCUUUUCGCGCAAGAAGUAG
Messenger RNA from Sporisorium graminicola, 1989 nucleotides. RefSeq lists its product as uncharacterized. Lineage: Eukaryota; Fungi; Basidiomycota; Ustilaginomycetes; Ustilaginales; Ustilaginaceae. The coding region runs from base 1 to 1989 and encodes 662 amino acids. Gene Ontology annotation, biological process: transmembrane transport. Gene Ontology annotation, molecular function: transmembrane transporter activity. The record is from RefSeq and is a predicted model, not a curated record. The transcript has 2 exons.